AUGGACACCUACACCUUCUGUACGGCACUGGGCGGUGAAGAAGCCAACCGCCAGCUGCGUAUCCAUUGGGCCACGUGGGUCACUGAGGAGGACAUGAAAGAACUGGCCGAAGCUGGCGUCAACUCGGUGCGCGUGCCCGUCGGUGACUGGAUGUUUAAUCCGUACGAGCCUUACAUCGGCUGCACUGAUGGCGCCGUCAAGGAGCUAGACCGCGUGAUUGAAUUGGCCUUCAAGUACAAUAUCGAGGUCCUUCUGGACAUCCACGGCCUCAUCGGGUCCCAGAACGGAUUCGACAAUAGCGGAAUGGCUGCAGGCAUCAAGUGGACGUCGAUCGGCAGUACGCAGCCAAUUGGCACCACGACGUUCGAGCACUGGCCACUGCGUGCGGCUGGAUGGGCCGGUGACUUCAAUCUGAGCACCAACUCGUACAACUCGCUCAACUAUGAAAACCUGAACCACUCGCUGCACACGGUAACGACGUUGGUGGAUCGCUAUGCCGAACAUCCGGCCAUUAUCGGCGUUGAGCCGGUUAACGAGCCGUGGGAGCUCACCCCCAUUGACAUGUUGAAAGACUACUACUGGAGAUCCUACAAGCGCGUCAAGGCGCGUGCCCCGCACUGGAAGUUCGUGCUGCACGACUCGUUCCGCUUUGGCGCCUGGAACAAUCCUGGCACCAAGGCAGACUUUUUCGCCAAUGCCUGCCAACAGAAGUACACGAUCGCAGACAUGGAGAACGAGCGGAUGCCUGUGAUCGUCGGAGAGUGGUCGCUCGCCACGGACAACUGCCAAAUGUGGCUGAACGGCUUCAAUGACAACCUGCCAGGCUUCCCCAAGGUCCAGUGUCGCCAAACGCCUUGCCCCGUGCACAGCAAGUACCUCGGUGUGGGGUUCCCAGGCACUCCACUGGACGUCACCAAGCCGAUCCAAGGUCCUUACGGCACCGGUCAGUCUGGCCCGUCCUUCGAAAAGUGUCCCAUAACAAGCAACACGACGUUCGGCCAGCAAAAUGAGGAGGAAGAAGUCGCAUUCGCUCGUGCCCUGAACCUCAAGAAGCUCAACGCCUACGCCGUGGGUCACGGCUGGUACUUCUGGAACUUCAAGACGGAGUUUGGCUCGCGUUGGAACUUCCUCGACCUCGUACGCAAAGGUGUCUUCCCCAAGAACGUGUCCAACUAUCACCGUAGUGAGGAGCGCGGAGUGCAGCCGAUCGAUCUCACCAACGGAUUGGACUUUGCUUGUGGGAAUCCCGACAAGAAGGUGGACUGCACGGGCCUUGAGAACCGCUUUAACACGCUCGAGGAACGCUGCGACUGGGCAUUCAACGAGUACUGGCACACGCACAGGCAGGAGGGCGCGACGUGCGAUUUUGGCGGUGCCGCUCACCUGCUUGCUGCCAACAAACCGUCACGUGUCAAGCGCCAGGAAGCUCUCGUCACUCCAAUCGGCAAUCUCAUUCUCAUGUGGUGCCUGGGUAUUGCUGGUCUCUUUGCUGGCGUCUUUGUGCUGGUCACGCUGUACUCGCGUUACCAGAGACAAAACGAGUACUCACCCAUCCGAGGCGAGAAUGCUUAA
Molecule: messenger RNA, 1572 nt
Organism: Phytophthora infestans T30-4
Lineage: Eukaryota; Oomycota; Peronosporomycetes; Peronosporales; Peronosporaceae
Product: glucan 1,3-beta-glucosidase, putative
Exons: 3
Coding region: 1-1572 (523 amino acids)
Biological process (GO): glucan catabolic process
Cellular component (GO): cell surface; extracellular region
Molecular function (GO): beta-glucosidase activity
Source: RefSeq, a predicted model, not a curated record